CAUGCGGAACAAGAGGUUAGCAGCCGGUCGGACCCUCAGCCAGUCCCUGACCCAGCUCAGCAAGGUCGGAGGGGUGAUGUCUGCUACUUCCAACACCUUAUCGGAUGAGGGCUCCUUGGAAACUGGCACGAAGCCUAUGUCCAUUCAGAACGGCAUGGUGGCAGCAAGCAGCAGCAUUGCACAGCUGAUCUCCCGUGGCACCGACUGUGCCUACGACCUCACCAUGAAGUCGGGCAAGAUGAGCGACAUGAGCAUGAGUGCACCGGGCUCGGUGUCGGGAUCACCACCUGACUCGAUGGAAGUUUCCCAGAAGAACUCGCUCGGUGCCUUGCCCAUCAAUACCCUGUCUGUGCCACCCCGGAUCAGUGCUGAGAUGCCACCCAUGCCAGUCUCCAAGCCAAUUCAGAUGGUGCCGCGGGGAUCGCAAAUGUACCCUCCCACUCAGCAACCGGACGUGUACUACCAGGACCCACGGAGCUCUGCAACUUCAUAUGAGGCUGCACAGUGUCCACCAAACCUUUACUAUCCUCACCACUCUCCAGGAACUGUGACCCCAUACCUGCCACAGUAUCGACGGACUAGCAAUGUGCCAGAACCUCCAAUGCCCCCUUCCACCCUUCAGUACCAGGACCAUUACCCAGCCUACAUUUCAGAGAGGAUGGGAAGUUCUCAGUACUCUAGCCCUCAGCAGUACCCACUGGCACAGCCGGUGUCAGGAAUGUACCCAGCACAUUAUGAUGGGCGCCGUGUUUACCAUCCCCCACAGUCCUACACGAGGGAGGAAAUGCGAAACAGCCCGAUACCUAUGGAUUUACCAUCUGCCGUCACCAACUAUGUCACAGAGCCCAGAGACCGCUAUGCCCCUGAAAACUACUACACUGUGAGUCCUCACCCCAACCAGAUCAGACCUCCUUACAGGGAUCCUCAUGUCAGGGUGCCACAGCACCAACCUCAACCUCAGCCAAGUCUGGAUUAUCUUCACCGGCGCAGGAAAGAGUUAAUGGCCCAGCUUGAGGAGAGGAAGACCAUUUCUCCACCUCCCUUCCCCCCAACCGCAGCAAUACCAUCUUCCUUUGUCGAUGUUUCCCCAGAGUAUUCUGAUGAGGACCUGAAAGCAGUCAAGAAGUACAAGGACCAUGAAUACACCGCUCAAUACUCGCCCUGGUCGUGCGACACUAUUGGUUCCUACAUUGGCAACCAACAUGCACAACCUAAAGACGUUAUGCCAUCCAGUGGAAUGGAGAUGAAUAAUGUUGACAGUAAAGGCCUGAGGGAGCAGCUGAUGAAUUUGGACCUUCAGAGGAGAGCAGCUGAGAGCAAGGAGGAGGAUCCCAUCAUACCCUUUGGGGAGUUGCCAACUGUUUCCAAAUUCGGUGCCAUUUCUCGCACCUCUAAAACCAGCUAUCAGACAACAGGGCCGGUGCAGGCAGUGGCCUCACAAGGCAUUGCCACGAAACCCAUCAGUGUCUCAGAUUACAAUCCAUAUGGAAGCCACAACAGUUGGGUGAACUCACCAGUCUUGUACUCGUCACACCAAGCCAUGCCUACUCAGGGACAUUUCAUUGACAGAGAGAGACUGAACAUGCAAGAAGUGGCUGCCUCUGGAAAACACACUGUGGCUCAGUUGCCUCCAACAGACAGGGAACAACUGAGGUUGGAGCUGCAGCAAGUGAACCAGCAGAUCAGCCAGCAGAACCAGCUGCGUGGAAUGGAGCCUGCAAACAGCCCAGUGCUGUUGCAGCGAGAGGUCUCCAGUCAGGCUCCUCCACAGCACACCUCGUGGCCCAGCCUGAUGUCCAGCGAGCAGCUGAGCUUGGAGCUGCACCAGGUCGAGAGGGAGAUUGGCAAGAGAAAGCAUGAGCUGGAAACGGAAAGUCGUCCCUCACUUGAUAUUCAGUAUAAACUGACAUCUAACAAUCAGACUGAGAAUGGACAAUCUGAGCAGCAGCAUAAAGCCCCUGAAGAUCUGCAGCCUUCCCUCAGUGAGGGGUCAAAGGUCGGGGCCUCCAGCUUUAUAACAGAAAGCGCCAUCAACACUCUAACCAGCAAGUGCAACUCUCUGAACCUGGCUUCUGAUACCGAGGGAGCAGACAGCCAGCAGAACGGGAUUUAAACGAACAACCUGCCCUGGACAAGCCAGCCCAAAUGUCUGGUUUAAAGAAAAACGCAGCACUGCAACCCAACAAACUUGACUUGCCACUCAUCUAGAUGCAAUGCGUCACAUUAGCAUCAAAUUUAUUUGUUGUUGUGUAUGUGGGAAUUAAUGUUUUGUUUUAUUAGCGUGCAUGCCUUGGCUUGCAAGGCAUGGGACAUAUCCUUAUGAUUACCUGGUUAAUCUUAGCGAAGUAAUCUCACCCUGUUGUAUACCCCUACUUCAGAACUGUGCCUGCCACGGCACAAGUUGAUGAAGUCACAUUCCCAUGGGAUUCUAAGAUGAUGUGACAAAGGAUGACGUCACAGAUGGAACCUUUUUAGUUCCACCGCAGUGAGGAGAAAUCCUUCCGCUAAUCUACUUACUGAAAGGUUGUUACUUCUCUGCGGGGAGAGAGCUCCACCAUCUCUAACCUUUUAUAGGACCUUCACCUGGAGGUUUUAUAGCCAGAAGGAGGAAAAAGUCAGGAGCCCUCUCAACCAGAAAAGUAACAUUCUUAAAUAUUGUCAUUGUGCUUUCCACAGCGUGGAAAUUAACUAACCCAAGAGAAGCCUUACUGGAAAAGGUUUAUUGCUUUCUGAACACAUUCGCAUGUUGAAGACAUUGCCUCCUUUUGCUUGGUCUGGCUCCAGAGAGUCUCAUGGAAGCUGAAGCUUCACUCAGACUGGAGAGAUGGUAGUUUGGCCAUAGGGUCCCCGCUGUGGAGGAAUUUGACCGCAGGGACUUCGUGUGGGAGGGUGAGGGCGGAGAAUCCAUUUCUUCCAAACUGUGAUUGCAUGUUUUUGCAUCAGUUGGAAAUAUGCCAUGCAGAGGACAAACAUGCUAUUUAAGAAGCUCUUUUAAGAUAUACCCUUACUGAGUUAUCUUAAAAGGACUGAACAGUGGUGUCAAACAAACCACAUGGAGAUGAAGCAUUGGUAGCGCCAGUGUAGGAAGAUGCUGGACAACACCAAACAGCCCCCCCCACCCUCCCUGAGUGGGCUAAGACUUGGAGCCCUAGCUCUGGGAGAGGCUGAAGUAGUUAUAGAUGGGAUUGAGUGCUCUGGCUGUCUCCUAUUUGCACUCUGCCACUAGUCAACAGCAGCAAAAGUCACAGGGAUCCAAACAGUUCUAUCCAAACAAGAUAGAACUGCAGAGACAAAAUAAGCCAUUCAAAUGGCAUGUUCGAAGCACCAAAAGACAAUGUUGCUUCUCUUCAGUCUGCAGUGAAUGCUGAGCAAGUUUGGUAUUUGAUCAUUAGUUUUCCUGUGGGUCUAAUAACCAACUCUAACAAGGAUUCUGAUCACGCUCCAGCUCUCCAUGUCCCCCGUGAUGGUGUGCACUUGACCAGCCCUGUCAGGCUGUUGGCUACUGACUUUUGCUUGGCAUUCGAGCUUUGUACAGGUUGUGUGCGUGUUUUUUUUAAAUGCGGAAAAGUUCUUUUUGGCACUGCUUUUAAAAACGGACAAAGGCUGGUGUCAAGACCUUCCUCUUGACAUUGAGGAGACUGAUUUUUGCAGUCUGCUUCAGACCUGACCCCCCCCCCCCCCCCCCCACUCCCCCGCCCCGUUUAGCAGCUUGCUUCAGCUGGUGUCAGUAACUGUAUGGACCUGGCUCAAUGUGACAGUUAGGAAUGGCAUCCUGGGCACUGUUUGUCACAGCAGCGUCCAGUGAAUCCACCACACAUCCCCAGUACUGUA
This is a messenger RNA of Stegostoma tigrinum, 3831 nucleotides long. Its product is annotated as roquin-1-like. Lineage: Eukaryota; Metazoa; Chordata; Chondrichthyes; Orectolobiformes; Stegostomatidae. The transcript has 11 exons. The record is from RefSeq and is a predicted model, not a curated record. Bases 2 to 2113 code for a protein of 703 amino acids.